AUGUCGGAUGGUAGACAGCGACUUUCAGGUGCAGAAUAUAGGAAAAGAAAACGUGAAAAAGAAGCUGUAAUUAAAAAACAGUCUAAUUCUAUCAAAAAAUUUUUAACGGGUUCUUCCUCUUCAUUAAAUAUUUCAAAUGCUGUAGUUGUACAACCUAGUGAAGUUGUUGACUCUUUCUCAGUUAUAGAUGCCACUGUACCUUCUGAAACUACAGUAGCCAAAAGUUCAACAGAAAAUGUUAUCAGUACAGACCCUGCGGAAUGGCCUUUAAUUAUUAAUAACGACUUUAAAACAUUGUUGGUUGAAAAAGGCCCUCCUGCUCCGUUAAAUGCAAAUUUUGUAUUUCCUUCAGAUGAUCAAGGACGAAAAUUCACACAAUUUCAUUACAAACGAAGUAUGAGUAAUGGAGAAAAUGUCACAAGAACAUGGCUUGUAUACUCUAUUUCCAAUGACGUAAUAUUUUGUUUUUGCUGUAAACUAUUUGAUAAUUCAAACUCUAAGUUGGCUUUAGAAGGGUAUAAUGACUGGAGGCAUUGUACACAAAUGUUAAAAGGACAUGAAACAUCAAAAAAUCAUUUGACCGCAUAUAGUACAUGGUUAGAAUUGUCAUUGAGGUUAAAAAAAACAAAAACAAUUGAUGACGUAAACCAACGUAUUUUAGAAUCUGAGUGUAGGCAUUGGAAUGAAGUUUUACAACGUAUCAUGUCGGUAGUACAAUUUCUCGGUCAUCAAAAUUUAGCUUUUCGUGGAUCAUCUGAUCAGUUAUUCAAACAUAAUAAUGGAAAUUUUUUAAAAUUAAUUGAACUUAUGGCUAAGUAUGAUUCUGUGAUGGCUGAACAUGUAAGAAGAAUAAUUAAUAGUAAAAAAAUAUAA
This is a messenger RNA of Rhopalosiphum maidis (corn leaf aphid), 873 nucleotides long. RefSeq names its product zinc finger MYM-type protein 5-like. The transcript has a single exon. Lineage: Eukaryota; Metazoa; Arthropoda; Insecta; Hemiptera; Aphididae. The coding region runs from base 1 to 873 and encodes 290 amino acids. The record is from RefSeq and is a predicted model, not a curated record.